CUUGCAAGAUGGCGGCUACCAUGUUUGCGAAUUCUUCCCAUUUGACUGAAAGAAAACUGGCUCAAAAUGCCAAUAAUAUUGUCCCCGACUGGAUGGCAGAGGAAGAGAGUACUGGAACGUCCAUCUUUGCAGUAGCUUUCGAUGGUGGUGUCGUGGUGGGAGCAGAUUCCAGGACCACCACUGGGUCGUACAUCGCCAAUCGUAUCACAGACAAGCUCACGCCUGUCACCGACUACAUCUUCUGCUGUCGCUCAGGAUCUGCGGCUGAUACUCAGGCCAUCUCAGACAUCGUCAAGUAUCAACUCAACUUCCAUAAGAUGGAAAUUGGUGAAGAGCCCUCAGUGAAGACGGCAGCACACGUGUUUCAAGAGCUGUGUUAUGGCUACAGGGACAGACUGAUGGCUGGUAUCAUCGUCGGAGGCUGGGAUGAGAAAAAUGGAGGACAGGUAUACUCCGUGCCUCUUGGCGGUAUGUUAGUGAAGCAGCCUUUCGCCUGUGGUGGAUCAGGCAGCACUUACAUCUGGGGAUGGGUGGACGCUAACUACAAGGAGAACAUGUCCAAGGAGGAAUGUAAAAAAUUUGUUGCAGAUGGUCUCGCCCUUGCGAUGUGUCGUGACGGCUCUAGCGGCGGUGUGAUUCGGUUAGCCGCAAUAACAAAAGAUGGCGUUGAAAGGAGCACAAUAUUAGGAGACAAGUUACCACGAUUCUAUGAGGGAUAAUAACAUGUUGAUUGGAGAAAAACAUUUGAUGUAUUUUGAUCGGGAUGAAUUGGCGGGUCCUGACAGUUUUAUCAAAGGUCAUCCUUGCAGCGCUUGAUAAGACGUGCCCCGUUAACUUUUGCGCAGUGGGGUAGAACGGUCUUUUCAGUCGAGAGCAAAAUAACAUAAUGAGGUGUUUGAAGGAAUGAGGAGUUUUGCGUUUACAGUCAGGCAAGAAUCCCCUAUGCUGAUCAGCAGGUGGUAGCCUGAUCAGGCUACGAUUGACACAUUGGGGAUCCUCACCUGACUGCUGUGCAGGUGAUGCACAGGCAAAUGAAUUAUUUACAUAUGGACUGUGGUAAAACACAGGCGUAUGAGUAACCUUUUUCAAGGUUUGAGCAUAAGACAAAUCACAUGUCAAAGUUGUAUUCCCAGGUGUGGGUCUCUUAAAGCGUUUUAUCGCAAAACACGAAACUCAAUAUUAUUAGUUAGCCAUAUCAUGGCAUAUCCGAUAUCACAACUCAUUUAUACAAAGUAAAGUUUCGCUCCAACAGUAAAGUUUUAUGAUCAAAAACUUCUAAAACUUUGAAGCUUUUUUCUCAGAAUCUUGUUUUGUGAUGAAACUCUGCAUUUGUGUUGUAGUUGUAGUGUAGGGUAAAAUUAGGCCUGGUUUCAUCAUUUCCCAUAAUUUGAUCAAUAUUCAAAUAACUGGGAAUUGAAACAAAUGUGGUGUUCUUUUUGAGUUGAAUGAGUCGGAAACCAACCUCAUCAUAAAUAUGUGCUGGCGUUUAUUCAAUAUAAGUUUCUAGAAAAUGAUCAA
Molecule: messenger RNA, 1518 nt
Organism: Lineus longissimus
Lineage: Eukaryota; Metazoa; Nemertea; Pilidiophora; Heteronemertea; Lineidae
Product: proteasome subunit beta type-6-like
Exons: 6
Coding region: 9-719 (236 amino acids)
Cellular component (GO): proteasome core complex
Molecular function (GO): threonine-type endopeptidase activity
Source: RefSeq, a predicted model, not a curated record